AUGGCAGAUCCUUCAGUGGUGGAUCACCUGACACGACUGAGACUCAAACUCCUAGAAAAGAGACUAGAAAAUGAACAGGAGAACCUAGAGAAGAUGGAGUUGCCUCUCCCAGCAGCAAGGAACAGAUGUGAGGAUAUGCUACAAAGUGCCCUAAAGCGAAGGAAAGAUCUCCUGCAGGAGCUAAGGGAGCAGCACCUUCUGGAAGAGCUUUCACAGCCCUCUGCACCAGCUGGCGGACACUGUCACAGCCACAGAGCUGCUGCCCCACACAUCUACCAAAUACCUUUUCCAGCUCCAGAGGAGCCACCACGGAUUAUCCAGCAGAUGAUGCCGCCUCAGCCUGCCACCAUCAUUCAGCAGUUACCUCAGCAGCAGUCUCCCCUGAUCACACAGAUCCCCCCUGCCCUACCUUUUUCAGCCCCCCGCUCUGGAAGCAUUAAAGAAGAUAUGGUAGAGAUGAUGCUGAUGCAGAAUGCUCAGAUGCACCAGAUCAUCAUGCAGAACAUGAUGCUGAAGGCUCUGCCACCGAUGGCAUUCACACAGCCUGCGGGAGCCAGCCCUUCCCUGCUUCAGUGUGCACGGCAGGACCUGCAGGUUCCUGCUCCCCUGGCUGUGAAAGCAGACAGGCCCAGGCCAUCUGUGGUGCACCACCACCACUACCCUGCCACAGGGAUGCUCCCAGCACCCCACGAGCAAUUCCCAUCCACAUCCACGGCACAUCGCUGGACCAGCAGCACAAUCCCUGCCCUGCCCACGUAA
Molecule: messenger RNA, 759 nt
Organism: Nestor notabilis (Kea)
Lineage: Eukaryota; Metazoa; Chordata; Aves; Psittaciformes; Psittacidae
Exons: 7
Coding region: 1-759 (252 amino acids)
Source: RefSeq, a predicted model, not a curated record